AUGAAGAAGAAGGAAAAAAUGAACAAAUUGCUAAUAGCAUUUGGCUUAAUUAUUCUUACUGUGACACUGCCAUGUAUGUCACAAUCAGAUGACGAAUUCGACGACGAAUCCUCAGGUGCUGAUGACGGAGGAGAUGGUAGUGAAGGAGGAGAUGAGUAUGUCACCAAGGGGAAUUUGUUGAAACUGAUGGCAAAAAGAAAGAAUGCACUUCUCACGAAGCGUGCUACGACCAGCGUGAACCGCAAGCUUGGUGCAGAUUGGACGAGAAUCAGUCGUGGACAGACAAAGGUUGCUUCUGUGAUGAUAAAUUGCAUUCAUGCGUUAUCGAAAGAAAGAACAGUGGCAAGUUGGAAUAUUCGUAUUGUGCGCCUCAAGAAAUCAUUAAUAUACUUGUUUUAUGGAUGGCUAAAUAAAUGUGCAGCAGUUAUAAAUAAAAUCCGUAAAACGACCAAUGCUAACAACUGCAGAAUCAUUUUAUAA
Molecule: messenger RNA, 480 nt
Organism: Brugia pahangi
Lineage: Eukaryota; Metazoa; Nematoda; Chromadorea; Rhabditida; Onchocercidae
Source: the annotation of a GenBank genome assembly